Molecule: messenger RNA, 2202 nt
Organism: Cryptomeria japonica (Japanese cedar)
Lineage: Eukaryota; Viridiplantae; Streptophyta; Pinopsida; Cupressales; Cupressaceae
Product: monocopper oxidase-like protein SKU5
Exons: 11
Coding region: 1-2202 (733 amino acids)
Molecular function (GO): copper ion binding; oxidoreductase activity
Source: RefSeq, a predicted model, not a curated record
AUGAAUAUAGAUGCACAAAAUGUAAAUAUAGUGAUGGAUACUGAGACUGCAGAGGUACAAGCAAAAAAAGUACAGGAGAUUCAUAAGGAAUGCAAUGAAACCGAGCCACCGGUAAAAUCUGUUGAUACUCAGGAAACUGAGCAACCAACACACAUAGAGCCACCAGCACCUAGAAAACAACCUAAGGUAGAAGUUCAUGUUGAGACCACUCCACUGAAAGUUACACAUACUAAGAAACCAUCUACAACAAAAAUUCAAACUCAGACAGAUCCACCAGAAGGCAAUCAGAAGGAUAUAAUAAAGAUGGUUCAUCCUUUAGAGGGUGAUGAGUUUCAUGCUCAAGAGAAGAGUGACAACCUGGAUGCUAGUACAGAGUCCAACUCUCAAACUGACAAAGUGGCUAUUAGAGAAAAUAAGUCUAGAGGUUAUAAACCUAAUAGAAUUCGGAUUGCAAUGGCAGGAAAUGCCAAAGAAGGAGUGGAGAUCAGAUUGCAGGUGAAAAUACCAAUGGAUGGCUGCAAAUGGAGGCUUUUACUCACUUCUUUUGCCCUUGUUUUCCAAGUGACUGUGUCAACCAUAAUAAAUCUGGAGUGGGUUGUCAGCUAUAACUCAACAAUCAAUCCACUGGGCCAAACUCAACCUAUAAUUACUAUUAAUGGAAUGUUUCCAGGUCCAGUCAUCAAUGCAACCACGAAUGAUAACGUCUUUGUGAACGUCUUCAACAACCUUGAUGAACCUUUUCUCAUAACUUGGAAUGGGAUACAACAAAGAUUGAAUUCAUGGGAGGAUGGAGUAUCAGGAACAAACUGUCCCAUACAACCAGGAACCAAUUGGACCUAUGCUUACUUUGAGCCCAAGGACCAAAUUGGGAGCUACUACUACUCUCCUUCCACAAGAUUCCAAAAAGCUGCAGGAGGGUUUGGUGCCAUCAAAGUUUAUAAUCGUAUAGUCAUAAAUGUUCCCUUUCCUCGCCCUGCAGAUGACUUCAUUGUUCUCAUUGGUGACUGGUAUACCAAGAGCCAUAAGGAACUAAGAGAAGCUUUAGACGAAGGCAAUGAGCUUCCUGCUCCAGAUGGGAUCUUGAUCAAUGGAAAAGCUCCAUAUUUCUUUGGAAUGAAUGGAAGUAACUUCGAGAGUUUUACAGUGACAAAAGGAAGCACAUAUCGAUUAAGGAUUUCUAAUGUUGGAAUAGCAACAUCUUUAAAUUUCAGAAUACAAGGUCAUCAAUUGUUACUUGUGGAAACAGAAGGCUCUUACGUGGCACAAACAUUCUAUGACUCCCUGGAUGUCCACAUAGGUCAAUCAUAUUCCGUAUUGGUAACAGCAGAUCAAGAUAUAAGUGAUUAUUACAUAGUUGCAAGUGCUCGAUUUGCAAAGGAGCCAAUCAGUGCAGGUGUAGCAGUGCUUCACUAUAACAACUCAACGACUCCUGCAAGCGGAAACUUACCCCUUGGACCUGAUGACUCCAAUUAUAAUUUCUCCAUCAACCAAGCUAAAUCUAUUAAGUGGAACAUGACGACCGGUGCAGCCCGUCCAAAUCCGCAGGGGACAUUUAACGUGACAAAUGUCACGAUUAAUGAAACAUUAAUACUCCAUCACGGGGUGGCCAAUAUUGACGGAUCCCGUCGGUAUACCGUCAAUAAUAUCUCUUAUUUGACGCCUGCCAUUCCUCUGAAGCUGGCUGACUAUUCCUUCAACGGAACGGGGGUGUAUGUUGUGGAUGAUUUUCCGUUGACGACGAUCAGCCCCGUUGCAGAGAUGAAAACUUCUGUUAUCUCGGGCAAUCAAAAGACGUGGCUGGAAAUUGUGUUGCAGAAUGACGGCCCUGACGUCCAGUCAUGGCAUCUUGACGGCUAUGGAUUCUAUGUUGUUGGGCUUGGUUUGGGAACAUGGUCAGCUGAUUCAAGAGCAACAUACAAUUUGUAUGAUCCAGUAGUUCGCUCCACAACACAGGUAUAUGGGAACAAUUCGUGGACUGCUGUCUAUCUAUUUGUUGAUAAUCCAGGAAUGUGGAAUCUACGUUCAGAGAUACUUGAGAAUUGGUAUUUGGGACAAGAGAUUUACAUGAGAGUAUUUGAUCCAGAUCCCAAUCCUCUUAAAGAAAAACCAAUUCCUUCAAAUACAAUAUAUUGUGGUAAUUUUUCUAUUGGAUCUCCAAAUCCAUCUCCACUGCCUUCACCAAGUAUUAAAGAGAUGGAUUGA